Molecule: messenger RNA, 1035 nt
Organism: Oppiella nova
Lineage: Eukaryota; Metazoa; Arthropoda; Arachnida; Sarcoptiformes; Oppiidae
Source: the annotation of a GenBank genome assembly
AUGUGUGCACUGUCUGUGUUAACCUUGAGAGAGAGGGAGACUGAGAGAGACAGAGAGCGAGAGAAGGAGCCAAUCAUUAUCGCGAGCGUCGGGCGGAACGAGACGAGGCGUUCCUAUCAUAGGAUUCCGCAAUCAGUGCAGUCACGGCAGUGCCAGCAGUGCAGGUGCAGUGGGACUGGUAUGCUUAGUAUGGUUAGUAUGGCUAAUAUGGCGUCCAGUCCUGUCAACGGCAACCUAUCGCCACCACGACAGUCGCCCACCAAACCAGUGGACACCAAACAACUGCUGUCCAACUCCAUGACCAAUGGCACGAAUGACACGACUAUCGUAGUGGUCGACCACCACAACGAUCACCACAUCCCCAACGCCACAGUCUUGCACCACAACGACGACGAGGUGCACAUCAAGUCCGAGCCCUUAGACCCGUUACCACCCGUCGCAUCGCCCGUCCAGAUGGUCGAUGUGAUCGCCAAUGGGGUGGACCGGAGUCGAGACCUGGAGCCGUCACCGCCAGCCACUGUCAUAUCGCUAGCACCGGCACAACCGUAUCAGUCGGCAGCCACACAACUGACUUUCGCAGCGCCUACCUAUGACAUCGCUGAAACAGGACCCUACACCGUACAGGUGAACACAGGUGUGUCCCCACAGUACGCAACCGUCACACCGGCCACCAAUGGGUGCACCAACGGCGGCACCGUCUACCUGACCACUGUCGACUACAUCACUUACCGGGACUAUUACCCCACCACCUCGACCACCACCGCAGUCAACAACAGUGAUCAGUACCAAACAGUGCGCCAACACCUCAGCACAACCCCUACGGCCACCUACACGACCACCAGCGAUACCGAAACCACUUCCUUUCUGGACAGGUAUCUCCGACAACAACCCGCCACUACCAGUGCUAAUGGCACCACAGCUUACAAAGCAACCAUCCAUGGCCUCACUGUGGACCUGCCUUCUCCGGACAGUGGCAUUGGGGACACCACUAUCACUCCCAGACAAGAGAAUGGCACUUUGCCACAGGUCAGUCAG